CUCCUCUUGUCGCAUAUUGAUCCAGCUAGCUGAUCGUUAGCUUUUGUGUCAGGAUGGUGUCUGUGUUAUUCAAUUGUUUGACCGUUGUUUCUGGUUAAAGGUAUCCGGCACUUGGCGGCUUUCAUGUUCCGUGCGGCUAAUCUAAAAACCAUCGGCAAAGCGGGAACCGGCUGGCACUUUCGCCGGACGAUGGACGAGCUGGUCCAUGACCUGGUGUCAGCACUGGAGGAGAGCUCCGAGCAGGCUGCUCGUGGUGGUUUUGGAGAUGGGGGAGACCACGCACUGGCUGUGGGCUGUCUGCUGAAGAGACAGGCUCGAAAACGGAGGGGUAGAAAACGACGCUCGGACAACCCGCACCCGCCCUGGGAGACAGGCCACCUCAGUGAAGGCUCAGAGUCAAGCGUGGAAGAACACAAGGACUACCGUGCCAGUACAGGGGGCGUCUCUGCUUCAAACAGCCAUGGCCGCGACAACAGUGACUCAGAUGAACAGCUCGGCCCCAAACGGCGCACACUCUUAUCAGCUGACGCUGGACGAAGCAAGCGGCCGCUUUGGCCAGAUGACCUGGGCGUCUUGGGGUCUGCAGAGGGAACUCGCAGCCUUAGGCGGAGAAGAAAGGUCAAACGCAUGGCUGUGGACCCGCCUGCUGAACCCGAACUUCCCUCCUCCACAAUGCUGGGGCCCCCUCCUGUCCCCAAAGCCCGCCCUGGCAGCAGGCCACACAGACUGGGCACAAAUGAGGCCAGGGGUGUCAUGGAACUGUGUGGCGGAGGAAUGGUUGGGCCAGGAGGAGGGAAGAACAGGGUAAAGAAGAGGAAACUGGCCCCCCACCGGUUGGGGGUGGAGGCAGCAGAUGAAGGGGUGGUUGUGGAGAGCGAAGACCCCAUCUCUUCUCCAACAGAAGGGUGCAAGGACAAGAUGGAGUUGGAGGAGCAGAAGGGCUCAGAUGAGGACAUGAGUGACAGGUGUGAGACCAGCAGUGUCAGCAACAGCAGUGAUGGAGGCCUCUACACCAAUGAUGAGGGUCGGCAAGGUGAUGACGAGCAGAGUGACUGGUUCUAUGAAGGGGAGCCAGGCACUGGAUCAGCACCUGGAGGUGCCUGUGGAAUCGCUGGUGUGGUUCCCUGGUGGGAGAGGGAGACCGGGUCAGAGGAGCUGGACCUAGUUGAUCCAGUAUUUAACAGCAUCCUCACUGGAUCAUUCCCCCUCAUGAGCCCUGCAGCACAGAGAGGGUUCCAGGCCAGGCUGAGUCGUCUCCAUGGAAACCAACAGGCUUCUGAGGCGGGGCUGCAGGGUGGCUCAAGCCAAAGCUUCCAUGAAAGACUAAGCAGACAAAGCCAAGACUCACAUGAACCUUGGUUCAGCUCUGGCUCAAGGAGAGACCACGGACAGUUGCACUGGGACCCGCGGUCAGACAGAGGGCAUCGGAGGAGCUGCUCAGUAAAAACAGCUAGCAGACAGACCAGUGGGCACCUGGGCUCUCUGUGUACAGGGGAUGUCAAGCGGAGGCGAAAAGCAGCCCCCCUUGGGUCUGGCACCCCCUCAGGAGUGGUCGGGGAAAACGCUCCUCCUAUUCCAGACUCCAACAUGGGGAGCCGCAUGCUGCAGAGCAUGGGCUGGAGCCCUGGGAUGGGCCUGGGUCCAGAAGGAAGAGGUAUCACUGAGCCAAUCCGGGCUUCACAGAGACCCAAAGGCACAGGUCUAGGUUUUAACUGAAUGUUGUUGGAACCUGAACCUGGAACGGACUGCAACAAGAGGCCAAAAGAGCUACAGGAUGAAGUACUGCUCAGGGGGAAGAACAAAAUAAUCCAGGCAUGUGAGUCAUAAGAAGGGAAGGAAUGAGACUCUUCCUAGCAACAGAGUCUGUGAUGAAAGAGAAACUUUCCCAUAUUGGGGAAAUGGGGAUAUCACCACAGGCUGUUCGCACAAACGGAGAGACUGACACAUAAAGUGAAUGAGAGUAAGCUGAGGGAGAAGACUUUUAAGUCUGCUCCAGAAGCUCCAUGUUGGAGAAAAUGACUGACAUUGAUGCCUCAUUUGUAGUGUGUGAAGCUGGCAUGCUGCCUCAGCCCUGUUACCUCAGAUAACACUGUUUCAGAAAGAGAACAGGGUUAAUGUAACCAAUGACAACAGUGUGGGUUGUUUUAGGGUCUUAGUGCAUUAAUGAUGAAUGGUUUGCCUGAUAUUGCACAGGAAUUUGGGAAGAUCAUUUCAGUAGGUUAUACCUCAAGCUUCUUUAUAGGCUCCUUUUUAAUGUAAUGAAGUUUGAAUACACUAUAUGGAUGUGUGUUGGAGUAUGUGGAUGAUUUUUCCAAUACUUUCUGUUCUCCUUUAACAGAGAAGUCAUGCCAUUGGAGGGUUAAAAAGCAAGAUAAAAAACCAAACUAGUUUUCCUUUUUAAUUUACAGCCCUUUAUGGCUACCACAUACCGUGAAUGAUGCAUCAGUUUAACACCAGUUUUGGCUGAUAUCACCCCUGUUGACAAACACUGGUCAUGGGCAAGUGAACAGAUAUCAGUAGCAGAUGUUUAUCUAUUGUGUUGUAUCAAUAUAAUGAAGCAUCUGCUAUACUAAACAGCUGAAUCAGAUGAGAGAUAUUUUACUGGGCUGAAGAAGCUUAGUUGGACCAACUCUGAUUUUUUUCGUCUUAGUGAAACAUGAGAGAAAUGUUGUGAGUCCUACACCAAAAGAUGCAAAAAACAACACUGAUAUUUGCUAAAUUGCUAUUUUAAAUGUUGGCAUUGAUAUUAGCUCUAAUUUUUACAAUCGGUGUAUCUCUGUUAAUGUCAAGCAGUGUAAGAAUGGUAAAAAGAAUUUCAAGGUUUCACGUGUAAGACACAACAUAAAAAAAUGUAGGCCUUUAAAUUGUUUUAGAGCUUAAAGCAACUGAAGGAGUGCUUCAUUAUACACGUUCAGAGGUGUGUUUUUACACAAAUUAGUCUGAUCAGAACUCUUCUCACUGCAGGUGAGUAGUGUGAAUCAGACAGUAGCUAACAUACCUUUUGGAGUGUGCCGAGCCUUUUACAACAUAGCAAUUGAAAAAGAGACAUUAGAAAGUUUUCAUAAAAGUUUUAGACCCAUUUUCAGUUUUGUUUAAAUUGUAAUAUUGUUUAAUGUGAUACUUAAGGGUUUUGAAUAAUGCCAGCAAACAUUAAUUGUCCUCACUUUAGAUUUUAAAUGAUUUUAAGUGGUGGUGAUGAUGGUGAAGAUCUAGGAAAAAAUAUGAAAUCAUGAAUAAAAAUGUGCUUGACGUUGAACUUUGCACAAAGUACAAUGAUGCUUGUUAUUUUUCACUCUUGUUUUUCUAACCAUUAGUCAUGGAGCAUGUGCAGAGACAUACUGUCUUAUGUAAGGUUUCAGCGACAGAAACAAAAACUGAACCCAAAGAUUCCCUAUACGGUUGGGAUAAUGUCACGUGAGGCCAUUCUUGCCCCUCCGUAUCAUCAGAGCUAUGGAUAAUAAUACACAGUACUUAAAACCUCUAACCAAAUCUACAUCUAUUGAUUUUCACAGAGAACCACAACUGCUAGUCCACUCUUAAAGAAACCACAACUGUAAUGAAAGCAUAUGUGAUGAAAACUACAGUGUUGUGAUGUGAAUGCAACUAACCAUAUUCACUGAGCAUGACGGUUACCUUGUUCUUUGCUCGAGCUCAUCACACCACAGCUUAGUUUCUCUCCCAUGGCCUUUACUUCUCCUUAUCCUGACCUGUUCCUGCUCUCUUUGACACCUUGGUUCAUAAUUUUAAGCCGGUGGACUUUCCUAUGCAUAUGACUACAUAAUUUUUCUUUCUCGUCAAUGCAAAAACCAGCACAUACAGUAGAUGAGUCUUUAACAGCUGAUCUCCCUUUAGUUACAUCAUAUCUGGUUGUCCAUUUAAAUCCCAAAGUAAAAGCAAGAGUUCAAAAAAUAACUUAUGAGGUCACCAUGGUGUAAUUAAAAAAAAAUCAUUAAAACUAUUGUUUCCCAAUUCUUUCCUACAAAUUAAUUCAGUCAGUCUUCAACUUUUUGACCAUAAAGUAGCAAAACGACUUGUUUCUUUGGUAAAGAAAAAAAAUCAAGUAAAACCUUCAGCUUUUAGUUACAUGCUGAGCAUGCUCUUUCAAAGAUGUUUUCACCAAGUAAAACCUUAUGUAUUGAAAAGAAGAUACUAGCUCAAUUUCUCAACUGUCCUUUGCAACUUAUUUCCCAGAUGUCCCCUAACAUGGAUAGUUUUAUCUGCAUUGUAAAUUGAUAAAGCUGAUCCUGUACCAAGUCAAAUGCAUGCUGAGGAUUUUUAAAAGCUUGCGCAAAUGCACAGCAGUACAUGACAAUAACCGUAUCAUCAGCAUUAAAAUAAGAUGAACUGGGGAUAUUCUAUCCUAGACAAUUAAUAUAUAUGGCAACUAACAGAGGGCCCAGUACUGAACCUUGUGGUACCCCAUUCUGUAUUUGUAGUACCUUUGAGGUAACACCCUCACCCAAAUUGAGGCUCUUGUGCUUUAGUGCUGAAAUAUUUUGCAGAUCAAACAAAAAGGAGAGAAAAAAGACAAGAAAUAAACAUAUUACAUGUGUGAAUGCACCCACAAUAAGUGAGUGCUGUCUCUUAGUCUCCUGUAUGAUUUGAAUUUCUGAAAGCAUUCAGUGAUCAACAGGUGCGAUAAGGAGGACUGUGCUGCUUAUGCUGAUUAAUAAAUAUGGAUGGCUAAUAAGAAGGGACCCAAUACUGAACCCUGAGGUACCCCAUUCUGUAUUUGUGGUACCUUUGAGGUAACACCUUCUCAUUAAACAGCCUGGAUUCUACCUGUCAAACUGUUAGCAAACCACCCAGCAACAAGGUCUGAAAACCCAGUAGACAGCCUUGAAGCCUUGAAGAAGUCUAGAAAAAGAGACAUUUUUUAAGGCUUCGAGAAUGUGAUUCACAACUUUCAUGGCAGCAGUGGUAGCACUUUGUUUUUCUGAAACUUGCCUAAAAAUCAGACUGAAAGGAGUUGGAAAUGAUCAAGUGUUCUUUGACUUGAUCACGAUCAAAGUUUCAAGUGCUCUGGACACCGUAGA
This is a messenger RNA of Cheilinus undulatus (humphead wrasse), 5036 nucleotides long. It is a transcript of the gene gpatch2, whose product is annotated as G patch domain containing 2. The transcript is spliced from 10 exons. The coding region runs from base 124 to 1716 and encodes 530 amino acids. NCBI's taxonomy places the organism in Eukaryota, Metazoa, Chordata, Actinopteri, Labriformes, Labridae. The record is from RefSeq and is a predicted model, not a curated record. Gene Ontology annotation, molecular function: nucleic acid binding.